UCCACAUUUCAAUUGUGGGCUUUUAUUUUGAAGGAUUUAAUAUUACCAUACGAAAGUGACGGGAUUGUUUGUACUUCUGGCGGAAUAUUAAUCACCGUCCCAUUGUUGUUUGUUGAGGCAGCUGGCUAGCUAACUUAGGACCUACACAAGUCACCAUGGGGAAAGAUCCUAGGAAACCGAGAGGCAAGAUGUCGUCAUAUGCUUACUUCGUGCAGACCUGCAGGGCGGAGCACAAGAAGAAACACCCCGAAGCCAGUGUCAACUUCGCUGAGUUCUCCAAGAAAUGCUCAGAGCGAUGGAAGCCCAUGUCUCCUAAAGAAAAAGGCAAGUUUGAAGACAUGGCGAAGCAAGACAAGGUCCGCUACGAGAGAGAAAUGAAGAACUACAUCCCACCCAAUGGCCAGAAAAAGAAGAGGUUCAAGGAUCCUAAUGCCCCCAAGAGACCACCGUCUGCGUUCUUCAUCUUCUGUGCUGACUUCCGGGCCAAGAUAAAGAGCGAGCACCCAGGCCUGUCCAUUGGAGACACUGCUAAGAAGCUGGGAGUGAUGUGGAACAGCUCUGCAGCUGAGGAGAAGAAGCCGUACGAGAAGAAGGCUGCCACGCUGAAGGAGAAAUACGACAAGGAUAUCGCCUCAUACCGCACCAAUGGUAGAGUGGAUACGGCCUCCUCCGCAGCUGCUGACGACGAAGAAGAGGAUGAUGAGGAAGAUGACGAUGAGGAUGAGGAUGAUGACGAGUAGCCUCUCUGCUGUUGUAGCCUACAUACUUGUUUUAAUGCUAUGUAACUAUUGUACACACCUUACAUCUCUGAACAGACCCAGAUGCAACGAGAACACAUUAGGAUGUGUGUAUAUUUAAUGUUCUUAAGAUGGAUGGUGUUAUGCUCCCUUAAAGUUAACACUACAUGUCUUGAAUUUGAUGUUCUGAUAUUUUUGUUGUUGUUCCUGCCCUUGCCUGUGACUGCUUUGGAGGAUUAUGAAUCAAUAUGGAAGUAAUAGGUGUGCAACUCUCAAAUCAGAUUUCUGGGUUGGUAGCUAGUGUUUUUUUUUUUUUCUGUAUUUGUUUGAAAGAAUAUUUUUUCAUGUUUGUCACAAGGUCUUUUUAUUGUUCUUUGAAUACCACUCUAAUUGCAGCUGACAUUCAGGAAUGUCUUAAAUAAAGGUCUUUUUUAAUAAA
Molecule: messenger RNA, 1176 nt
Organism: Oncorhynchus mykiss (rainbow trout)
Lineage: Eukaryota; Metazoa; Chordata; Actinopteri; Salmoniformes; Salmonidae
Product: high mobility group protein B1
Biological process (GO): regulation of transcription by RNA polymerase II
Source: RefSeq, a predicted model, not a curated record